AUGCUGGCCAACGAGAAGGAUGCGUUUGAAGCAGCAGGCGUGACGCUCAUCAUCAUUGGGCCGGGCUCCAUCCAACAGAUGAGCUGCCACGCCUGCUCCCCUGUCGCACUCACUCCAUCUCACACUGCGAAUGUUCACUACACUUCUCGUUUCUUCUUCAUGCCGCCCGUCUUGACUUGCUCUGGUGUGGUGCAGGCGCAGCAGUUUGUUGAUCAAACCAACUUUCCAGGAGAGGUGUAUGCGGACCGCCAGCGCGCGUCGUACGAGGCGCUGCAGUUCGUGUCGGGCCUCUCCACCGUCUUCUCGCCCACCGUCAGUCCCCUCCCCUCUCCACCGUCUUCUCGCCCACCGUCAGUCCCCUCCCCUCUCCACCGUCUUCUCGCCCACCGUCAGUCCCCUCCCCUCUCCACCGUCUUCUCGCCCACCGUCAGUCCCCUCCCCUCUUCGCCGUCUUCUCGCCCACCGUCAGUCCCCUCCCCUCUCCACCGUCUUCUCGCCCACCGUCAGUCCCCUCCCCUCUCCACCGUCUUCUCGCCCACCGUCAGUCCCCUCCCCUCUCCACCGUCUUCUCGCCCACCGUCAGUCCCCUCCCCUCUCCACCGUCUUCUCUCCCACCGUCAGUCCCCUCCCCUCUCCACCGUCUUCUCGCCCACCGUCAGUCCCCUCCCCUCUCCACCGUCUUCUCGCCCACCGUCAGUCCCCUCCCCUCUCCACCGUCUUCUCGCCCACCGUCAGUCCCCUCCCCUCUCCACCGUCUUCUCGCCCACCGUCAGUCCCCUCCCCUCUCCACCGUCUUCUCUCCCACCGUCAGUCCCCUCCCCUCUCCACCGUCUUCUCGCCCACCGUCAGUCCCCUCCCCUCUCCACCGUCUUCUCUCCCACCGUCAGUCCCCUCCCCUCUCCACCGUCUUCUCGCCCACCGUCAGUCCCCUCCCCUCUCCACCGUCUUCUCGCCCACCGUCAGUCCCCUCCCCUCUCCACCGUCUUCUCGCCCACCGUCAGUCCCCUCCCCUCUCCACCGUCUUCUCGCCCACCGUCAGUCCCCUCCCCUCUCCACCGUCUUCUCGCCCACCGUCAGUCCCCUCCCCUCUCCACCGUCUUCUCGCCCACCGUCAGUCCCCUCCCCUCUCCACCGUCUUCUCGCCCACCGUCAGUCCCCUCCCCUCUCCACCGUCUUCUCGCCCACCGUCAGUCCCCUCCCCUCUCCACCGUCUUCUCGCCCACCGUCAGUCCCCUCCCCUCUCCACCGUCUUCUCGCCCACCGUCAGUCCCCUCCCCUCUCCACCGUCUUCUCUCCCACCGUCAGUCCCCUCCCCUCUCCACCGUCUUCUCGCCCACCGUCAGUCCCCUCCCCUCUCCACCAUCUUCUCGCCCACCGUCAGUCCCCUCCCCUCUCCACCGUCUUCUCGCCCACCGUCAGUCCCCUCCCCUCCCCACCCUCGCUUUCCCUCUUCCUUUAUCUUCUUUCCCUCCUGAAUUCCACUGCUGA
This is a messenger RNA of Closterium sp. Yama58-4, 1488 nucleotides long. Lineage: Eukaryota; Viridiplantae; Streptophyta; Zygnematophyceae; Desmidiales; Closteriaceae. The record is from the annotation of a GenBank genome assembly.